CUUUCAGAGCGCACACACAGUAUGCUGGUAACCAAGCAUACAACCAUCACCUGUAGCAUGCUCAUGGACUUUCUACUCAUCUGCUGUGCCUUCCUCCUGGGCGCCGCAGCCUACAACGACACCCACAUCGGCGCCACCGCCUCCACCACCACUCACCUCCACUUCUACAUGGACGAUUUCUACACCGGCCCGAACCCCACCGCCUUGCGCGUCGUCUCCGGCCGCUCCCUCUCGCCCGUCAACAGCACGGCGACCACGUCGCCGCGGCAGUUCGGCGACAUCGUGGUGCUGAACGACCCGCUGACGGAGGGCCCCGACAGAGGCAGCGCGCGCGUCGGCAAGGCACAGGGAUUCGCCGUGCGGGCGUCAGAGGGCGGCAUCGUAUCAGACCUUCACCUGCACCUGUUCAUGGAGGCCGGCGAGUACAACGGCAGCUCAGUGGCGGUGAACGGCCGCAUCGACAUGGACACCGAGGUGCGCGAGUCGGUGAUCGUUGGUGGUACCGGCCAGUUCCGUUUCGCGCGGGGAUACAUGCUCUCCCGGAACUACCAAUACGACCUCAUCAAUGGCGGUGUCGUCGAGCUCAACGUCUACAUAAAGUUGAGACGGCUAUUUUUAGAUGAAGGGAAUAAUAAAGUUUGGUACAUGAGAUGUACAACAGGGUUCACUACAACACCCAGUCAAGGUGCCGACAGCCAGAAGUCGUCAGCAUAG
Messenger RNA from Lolium rigidum, 714 nucleotides. RefSeq names its product dirigent protein 1-like. Bases 22 to 714 code for a protein of 230 amino acids. NCBI's taxonomy places the organism in Eukaryota, Viridiplantae, Streptophyta, Magnoliopsida, Poales, Poaceae. The transcript has 3 exons. The record is from RefSeq and is a predicted model, not a curated record.